Molecule: messenger RNA, 2767 nt
Organism: Magnolia sinica
Lineage: Eukaryota; Viridiplantae; Streptophyta; Magnoliopsida; Magnoliales; Magnoliaceae
Product: protein ALTERED PHOSPHATE STARVATION RESPONSE 1-like
Exons: 4
Coding region: 143-2416 (757 amino acids)
Source: RefSeq, a predicted model, not a curated record
CUCUCUCUCUCUCUCUCUCUCUCUCUCUCUUCUUCUUCUUCUUCUUCCUCCUCUUCUUCCACCAAAUAUCUCUGUUGAAAGUCUGCAUAAUCUCCAAAACCAGCGGUCCAUUUUCAUCAAAACAACCGAACCCAACUCAACAAUGGGUGGCUGUUCUGCCUCAAAGCUACUGGACCAAGACUAUGACGACAACGAUGUUGUCUCCCUCUGCCGAGAGCGGAAACGCCUCAUGAAAUUGGCCAUUGACCGCCGCUACACACUCGCCGACUCACAUUGCAAGUACAUCCACUCUCUCUAUACCGUUGCGGCCGCUAUCCAUCUAUUCGUGGGCCGCCACACCUCCCCUUCCCCCUUCCUCAUCACACUCCCCCCUCCAAUCUCUUCUUCUACCUCCCUUCCUCCCUCUUUCUCCAAGCACUCGCUCCCACCGCCUCAGUCGUCAGAUUCAACCCAAGACCCACCUGUCAGCAUAUCUCACACUUCUUCCUUUUCUACAUCAUUGUCUGAAGAGGGAGAAGAGGCAGACGUUGAGGGAAUGGAAAGAGAAAGAGAAGAAGAAGAACAAGUGGAGGAGGAGGAGGAGGAAGAAGAAGAAGAGAAGGGAUGUGGGUAUGUUUGUAGGGGCAUGGGCAUGGGCAUGGACAGGGCAUCACCGCCAAUGCCGUCACCUGCGAGAGACUUUGGGUGGGAUUUCUUCAACCCAUUUGAAGGGGUGAGAGGGGAGUCCGCUACGGAAUCAAUGAUGAUGAUGGGAGGAUUGAACAGGAGCUCUGAUGAGGAUUUGAGGGUGGUGAGAGAGGAGGAAGGAAUUCCAGAGCUGGAAGAGGAGGAGGAUAGUGAGAGAAAGGUGGUGGUGGGUGUUGAAGAGGAUAACAGUGGGGUCGAGGUGGUGAAGUUGGUGACUGGCAAUGGUGGUGGUGGCAAUGUAAGUGGGAGGAUGGAGCAGCAACAACAGAAGGGUUUGACAGUGAUAGAGACCCCAGCAAGAGAGAGGGAGUUGAUGGAGGCAUUGAAGGAUGUCGAGGAUCAUUUCAUUCGGGCUUACAAUUCGGGAAAGGAUGUUUCAAGAAUGCUCGAGGCUAAUAGAGUUCACCUUCAGUCUGGUUUGGAGGAAAUCAGAGAGAAUUCAUCGAAACUCAUUCACACUAUCACGUGGCAUCGGUCUACUUCCUCUCAAUCUUCAUCCUAUAAAAGUUAUCUCGCUUCCAGCUCCAAAGACAGUACAUGGACAGAAUAUAAGAAUGACCUUUUUGAAGACUAUGGUGGAAUGGAAUCCGGGAGUCAUUCUCUCACACUUGGAAGGCUAUACGCUUGGGAGAAGAAGCUUUAUGAUGAAGUGAAGGUGGGAGAUAGCACACGGCGAACUUAUGAGCGGAAAUUCACACAGCUUAGAAACCAGGAGGCCCGGGGAGAUGACCCAUGUACUGGAGACAAAACAAGGGCUGCAGUGAAAGAUCUAUAUACAAGAAUAUGGGUCUCUAUUCGGACAGCAGAGUCAAUAUCCAAAAGAAUUCAGAAACUGACAGAUGAAGAAUUGCAGCCACAGCUUAUUGAGCUACUAAGAGGCCUCAUGAAAACCUGGAAGGUAAUGCUAGAAUCACACGAAACCCAGAAUCAUAUCAUGUUUGAAGUGAAGUCUUUUACAAGCACCGUAUAUGGGAGGUUCUGCGGCGACUCCCAUCGCCAUGCAACUCUUCAGCUGGAGGCUGAACUUCAUAACUGGCGUGAAAGAUUCACUGGCUACAUGGCUGCGCAGAAAGCAUAUGUUGAAGCUCUCGAUGGGUGGCUGUCCAAAUUCAUUGUCCCUGAAGUCGAGUUCUAUUCUCGGGGCAGGUCUACAGUUCUGCCCUAUCAAGUUGGAGCGCCUCCAUUACUAAUAAUCUGUCACGACUGGUUGAACUCACACGGGAAGUUGCCAGAUACAUCAGUUGUGUAUGCCAUGAAGAGUUUCAGUAAAGAUGUCAGGGCUUUAUGGGUUCAGCAAGGAGAAGAGCGGCAACAGAAGAGGAAGGUUGACAGCUUGGCCAAAGAACUUGACAGGAGGGCAGUGGCAUUUCAGAGAGUGGAGAACAAGAUUCUAGAGUCCAAGCUUUCAGAACUGAAAGCAGAACCGGAUGUUCGACAGAGGAUGGAGUACUUGGCUGGGAGAAAGGAUCUGUUAGAUAUGUUCAGGACGAGGCUGGACUUGGAGAAAGUAAAGCAUCAUAAUUGCAUGCAGGAGACGCAGCGGAUCACAUUGAAUGGGUUUCAGACAGGGUUGACCUCUGUCUUCAGUUCACUUGCGGAAUUCUCCAAGGCUUCGCUAAAUAUGUAUAAUGAGCUUGUGAUGUUUAAUGAGAAAGCGAACUUGUCAGAUGAGAAGGAUGGGAAGCCAUCUUGCAUAGAGAGUUGUCAAGUUGAAGUAGACAGCAGAUAAGAUGAUCUGUAGCGUCGAGCAGCUUUGACCAGGGAGCCAAUGUGUAUAUUAUUAGGUGUUGAAGGAAGAACUGAUUGAUGGUAUGGCCCACUGAGACAUUUGUAGAAGGCUUUGCAGGGGCACCAGCAGCCAAUUGUUUAGUAUUAUUGGUAGAUUGUAUUUAUUUCUUCCCGUGUUAUUGCAGAUUGGCAAAGCUUAUUUCCUGAUUUUGAACCUUCCCAUGGUGAGAAAGCCACAAGCCGUGUAAAAGGUGGGCAAACCCUGCUGUAAGUAGUGGUUUCCUUUAAAUGUAUGUACCUGGAAUAUACUCUUCUUGUCUCCCAUCAUUUAGAUUGUGGGUUCUUUUCAGAA